This is a messenger RNA of Entrophospora sp. SA101, 996 nucleotides long. Lineage: Eukaryota; Fungi; Glomeromycota; Glomeromycetes; Entrophosporales; Entrophosporaceae. The record is from the annotation of a GenBank genome assembly.
AUGCCACUUGAAUUGUCAGGUGAAAGACGAAUUGACCUUGGUUCUGAUCAUGGAGAUAGAGAAUCUCAUAAAACUUCUUCGUUAAAUGAAAAAGAAACCUAUGAGGAAGAAGAAAGACCUUUGAAAUAUAAAAUUAUUGCUUUGUUAUGCGUUUUAUCUUUAGCUCUGGGAAGUCAUUACGCUGGUCAUGCUCUUGACGCAUUAAAAGCGGUCAUUAAAACAGAAUUAGGCAUUUCAAAUUCGCAAUAUGGAGUCGUUCAGUCAUCGGUAACAUUGGUUAAUACAAUUCUACCGAUUCUCGGUGGAGUAUUUAUUGAUAUAUUUGGCACUUUGGUCGGCUCCGUAUUGGCUACUUCUCUUAUAGCUAUAGGAAAUAUUUUGGUAGCAUUAUCAACUGAUUUAAAAUCAUUUGCCGUAAUGGUCAUUGGUAGAAUAUUAUAUGGACUUGGAAGUGGACCCAUUGUCAUAGUUCAAGUGGCUAUUCUAAGUAAUUGGUUUAGAGGAAAAGGAUUGGCUAUUGCUGUGGGAAUUCAAAUCGCUGUGUCAAGAUUGUCAUCUUUCUUGGCCAAUUUAACGGUUAUUCCAAUCGCAAAGGUUACAGGGUCUUAUAAAUGGGCAUUUUGGUUUACCGCAUUUCUUUGUUUCUUUUCAUUGAUAAUCAACCUCAUAUACGUUCUUUUAAUGAGAAAAUUUCAUAAAAGAUUAAAUACUCAAGAAAUGCUAAAGCUUAAACAAAAGAAACAUUUUAAUCCUAAAAUCCUAUUAAUUUUUCCUAUCAUUUAUUGGUUCUUUGUUUUACUUGAAUUUAUAUUGGGUAGUGUGUGGGCUUCAUUUUUAACCAUUCAUACAGAAUUGGUAAAAAUUAGAUGGAACAAAACGGAUGAAACAGCAGCCUAUGAUGCUAGUAUUGCCCAAUUCUUACCAAUCUUCAUUUCACCUUUCCUUGGAUUCCUUUUAGAUCGUUUCGGACAUCGUUCUUUAGUCCGUAAGUAUUAA